UCCGGCUGGUCGUGCGGUGGCGGCGGCGGGGGCGCGCAGCCCCCGAUCGGCGGGCGUCCUCCUCCGGCCGGCAGUGACCGCCCCAGCCCCGCUCCCUUGCCUGCUCGCCAUGCCUGCCCCCGCCCGCCUUGCGCCGAGCACGGUGCCGGGGAAGGGCGAGGGGAGCCGCCGCCCUGUCACUCCCUGAGCCAGCCGUCGCCUCGCCGGAGGAGCCCCGAGUGUGACGGGCGCGGCGCAGCCCCGCAGGUCGCUGCGCCGGGAGGGCUGCGGGCACCGCGCACCUCCCCAUAGGGCACAAUAUAGAAGUAUGAUAGCAACCGGAGGAGUCAUAACAGGACUGGCUGCCUUAAAAAGGCAAGACUCUGCCAGAUCUCAGCAACAUGUAAAUCUUGCCACAGCACCAGCUUCUGAGGAGAAAAAACCAGUUAGACGCCGGCCCAGGACAGAUGUGGUGAUUGUCAGGGGCAAAAUCCGUCUCUAUUCUCCGUCGGGGUUUUUUCUUGUUUUGGGAGUGCUUAUUGCAUUCUUUGGAAUUGCAAUGGCCAUCCUUGGAUACUGGCCCCAAAAGGAACAGCUUUUAGGGUCUGAAGAUAAUCUGUCUGUAAAUGAAACCCAGAUCCUGAGAAGCCAAGGAAGCAUUUUACUUCGCUUCUUUGAACAGCACGUGCAUUCAGAUAAGAUGAAAAUGCUGGGGCCUUUUACUAUGGGCAUUGGAAUCUUUAUUUUUAUUUGUGCAAAUGCCAUUCUGCAUGAAAACCGUGACAAGGAAACAAAAAUAAUACACAUGAGAGACAUAUACUCCACUGUCAUAGACAUCCACACCCUGAGGAUCAGGGAACAAAAGCAGCUGAGUGGUGCCUUCACUGGCUUGUUGGGGGAAGGAGAACUCAGGCACAGUGGGAGCUCAUGUGCAUCACAUCUGGCUGCGAACACAGUUGCACCUUUCUCUGGCUUCAAGAGUAAUCUUAGAAUGGAUAGUUCUGCUGAAGAAGAUGAGAUUACCCUAAAUGAAGAUAGAACCACUAGUAGCCUCCUGCCACCUCUGCUGACUGAACAAUCCAGUUCAAUCUUUGGACUUUACCCUCACUCUAGCAAGGCUUCAGAUGACAAAAACACUAAUUCUAUAAAGUGUGAAACAAAAUCCAUUGUAUCAUCUUCUAUUAGUGCUUUCACGCUGCCAGUAAUUAAACUGAAUAACUGUGUUAUCGAUGAGCCCAGUAUAGACAACAUAACUGAGGACUCAGAGAUCACUAGGAAUCAGUCUAGAAAUUUGUCAAUGGAUUCUCUGGCAAUUCCACUGACUGAUACCAAUGAAUCCUACAGACCAGCCGUUGCCAUGCUGCCACGACACAAUUCAUUUGUGGACACUCCAUCUGAUCAGUUCAAAUCUUCUAUGACUCUUGGACCAAGCACAGGAAAGCUUUUAUCUCCAGGUGCUGCCAGGAAACAGUUCGGUUCCAACACAUCUUUGCAUCUUCUAUCUUCACAUUCUAAGUCCUUGGACUUGGACAGGGGUCCGUCUAUGCUCACUGUCCAAGCUGAACAAAGGAAACACCCCAGCUGGCCCAGACUGGAUCGGAGCAACAGUAAAGGAUAUAUGAAACUAGAAAACAAAGAGGAUCCAAUGGAUAGGUUACUUGUGCCACAAGCAGCAGUCAAGAAAGACUUUACUAAUAAGGAAAAGCUUCUUAUGAUAUCAAGAUCUCAUAAUAAUUUGAGUUUUGAACAUGAUGAGUUUUUGAGUAACAACCUGAAGCGAGGAACUUCUGAAACAAGAUUUUAAUAUUUAAAUUGCAAUUUAGAAGAUGUCAUACAGUAUUUUUUAAAAAAGCAUUUUGACAAGUGUUUCCUUUUCAGUGAGACUGUACCAGCCUGUUUUUAACCAAAUGCUUAAUAGCCCAUUAAAAUUGGCUUGCUCAAACAGAAAUCUUCACCUUUGUAAUGCCGGGUUUCUUGUUGUAGUAACACACAGCUGCAAUACUGUACAUUAUCAUUGCUCAGACACUUUUGUUACCACUGAUUCCAAUUAUCCCCAAGUCAUUAUUUCUUUUGUUCUAUAUAAGCAUGUUACUUUUUAUCACUUUGACUCCAGGAGACUGCAUUAGGAAAAAAAGUUCAAUUUACUUGCAAGUUGUCUUUAUUUAAAGGCUUCAAGAGUCUGAAAACAGAGCUUGCGGUCUAGAAUGGGAAGUGACCAGGAGCACAUACUGGAAUUGUCAAAUCCAGGCCUUUAUUCCUAGGUGUUGUCUUUCAUAUGCAGUACAUCUUGAACUGCAGUCUUGCCAUUGUCAUUGUGAGAAAGUUGUUUACAUAUUGGGGUGGGUGGAUAGAAAAGAGUGGGUAUAAUUAAAACAAUUUUUUGUGAAUUCAUUGUACUUGAUCAAGCUGAAUACCGGUGUUGUGAAUUAUUAACUAUGCUUCAUACAAUAAUCUUUCUACAUCCAUUGUAACUUAAUCAUGUUAUUCUGGAAAAGCAUAUAUAAAGUAAGAAAUCUGAAAAUUCAGUUCUCUACAUCACUUUGAUUGGCAGCAGUUUUAAAAUCAGAAUAGAAAGAUUCAAUUAAAAUCAUAGGAACAUGAUGAAGACUAACUGGAUUUUAGAAACAUGAUGUAUAAUAAGAUGAGGCAUGCAUCUGAAGACAAUAAUGGAAAAUUAAUGUAUUGCCUUUCAUUACAGUAGCAAGAAGCUAAGUAACUAGAUCUCCAUGUUCAAAAUACUGACACAAAGCAUACAAUUCAUGUAGUAAUAUAGUAAGAAAGCCCCUUGCCUAAAUUUUGAUUUAUAUAUUUCACAUAAAUGUUGGUGUAAUGGUUCACUGAAGGCUUUGCUGUGGCAAUUUGCAUUACAAGAUUUUCCAAAAGGAAGUGACAUUUAAAACAGUGUUUUUCUCAGCAAAGCAAGCUUCACAGUUGACAGUUGUAGGCUAUUGCUAAAGAGAAGGAGAAUUUGAAUGUGCAAUAUCAGAAGGUUUUCAUGUAUUUCAUUAAGGUAUUUAGGCCAUGACCCUGCCACGACACCACACUAGAGAAUGUCACUUCAAGCUGCUAGGCUCACCUAACAGGAUGUUGGUCUUACUUGGUUGAAUUUGAUAUGUUCACUUAACCUAAAUACUCAGGAAUUAUUUUUAAUGGCUUUUCCCAAAAAGAAUCAAGCUUUUUAAAAUGUCGUUGUUCCUCAAUUACUUUGGUUAUAAAAGAUCAAAGACAAAAAUGCCCUCUCUUUUUUUUUUUUAAAUAUUCCGCUCCAUAUUUCAACUGUGCAAUGUUUGUGUAUCAGGAGCAUUACUUUCUCAGUGAGUUGAGGCAUAGUGUUAACUGUUAGAAACUCAAGCCUAUAUAUUGUAAGAGAGUUGGCUAAAUAUUUUGCUAUGAAGCUUUUAAUAACUUUCUGGUUUGUGUUCUUAAGACAUUUGCUAUUUUUUGCAAUAAAAUGUCUAUCUACACAUAUCUGUUCUAAGACCUAUUUUUUCCUCUAUGAUCUCAAAUCUUACAUAUCAAAGUAUAAUGAGGUAUCAUAACAUUGUAUAUACCGUUGUGCUUAAUUUAUUAGUCUGCCACUUCUUAUUUUGUCAUGACUAAUUUCAGGAACAUGCCUACACAUGUAAAGGCUGAAUGGUUUCUUUACCCAUGUAAUGUGAAAUAUAUUCAAAGUGGUUUUGAUAAAGGGAAUUUUUGUAUAAAAAGAACAUCCUAUUCUUUUUAGUUUGGCAGCAAGUAUUCAUCUAAAAAUGGAAAACACUAUCAAAGACAUUAAUGACGCAAGCUUUUUAUUUCCUUAAUAGCUACAUUAAAUGAUAGCUUAAAAUACUUUUUU
Molecule: messenger RNA, 3814 nt
Organism: Myiozetetes cayanensis
Lineage: Eukaryota; Metazoa; Chordata; Aves; Passeriformes; Tyrannidae
Gene: TMEM200A
Product: transmembrane protein 200A
Exons: 2
Coding region: 308-1783 (491 amino acids)
Source: RefSeq, a predicted model, not a curated record